GAAAAUUAAUAAACAAUUAAAAUGACAGCGAUAACUAGGCAAUGUUGGAUAGUGAGGGAGUCCUGCUUUCCCUUUUGGUUCCUGAAAAUGCUUGGUGGGGGGUAUAGAUGUCCAGGCUUGUUGCCAUAGAAACACUGCCCCCCCCCCUUCCUUGAAGCCACCACCAAACUCCCAGAACCGACACAUAUUUUUAUAUAUCAGUUGUAAAAUUACUUUAUAAGGCUCACUAAACCUAUUAUUUAGCGCUAUGAAUAAAAUCUGUGAAAAAGAAAAACUUUUUGUUUGUUUCUAUAAAACUGCUACUGUGCGAAUUAUGUGACUUUGGAUGCCACUGUGAAUUGGAGAGGGGGACGCCCUAAGGGUUGGGGUGCCACAUCCCACCUCUGUUACAGUUCCCCAUUUGGAGGAAGACAACGUGGAGGAGACACCAUGACGGACAUCAUCAAGGGACUUGAGAGGUUUGACAGCCCGGGGAAAGGACGAGGUCUCCGCGUUACCACAGCCUUUAAAGUUGGAGAGCUCAUCUUUUCCAGCCCGGCGUACUCUUAUGUGCUGUCACUGAAGGAGAGAGGCGGCUACUGUGAGUUCUGCUUCACCAGGAAAAAGAGCCUGGCAAGAUGUGGGAAGUGCAAGAAAGCCUUUUACUGCAAUGUGAAAUGCCAGAAAGGGGACUGGGCCAUGCACAAGCUCGAGUGUUCGGCAAUGAUUGCAUUCAGAGAGAACUGGUGCCCGACAGAGACGACCCGCCUGGUGGCCCGAAUCCUCGCCAAGAAGAAAGCACAGAAGGAACGAUGUGUAUCUGAGAAGAUUUUGCCGAUAGGAGAGAUGCAAUCACAUGUGGAGGACGUGGAUAACGAGAGAAGAGAGAUGAACGAAGCAGAAAUAGCCAGACUGCAUCGUUUUUACUCCAAACACUUGGAGUUGCCCGACCACAAAGACCUGCUCACACUCUUCUCACAGGUUACCUGUAAUGGUUUCACUAUAGAGGAUGAUGAACUGUCCCACAUGGGUACUGCAGUCUACCCAGAUGUGGCAUUGAUAAACCACAGCUGUCUUCCCAGCGUCAUAGUCACAUAUAAUGGAACAGUGGCUGAGGUUCGGGCAGUGAAGGACAUGAAGCCUGGAGAUGAAGUGCUCAUCAGCUACAUAGACCUCCUCUAUCCAACAGAUGACCGCAACAACAUGCUCAGAGAGUCUUAUUACUUCACCUGUGACUGCCAGGAAUGUAAAAGCAGGUCCAAAGACAAAAUGAAGUUGAAAGUGCAUAAGCGGAGUGACCCCAUCGAGCCGGACGUCAUCAACAAUAUGGUGCGCUACGCCAGAAAAACCAUCAGAGAGUUCCGGGUCCUCAAAAAUAGCAAAACCCCUAGUGAGUUGCUGGAGAUGUGUGAACAGAGCCUGGAGGAGAUGGGAACCGUGUUUCAUGACUGCAACGUCUACAUGCUCCACAUGAUGUACCAGGCCAUGGGCAUUUGUCACUACAUGGGAGAUUUAGAAAGCGCUGUCGGAUACGGCGAGAAGGUCCUCAAACCUUACAGCCAGCUGUAUCCCACUUAUUCUUUGAAUGUGUCCUCCAUGUACCUGAAGCUGGGCAGACUUUAUAUGGCACUGGAUAAGCCCUCGAUGGGCCUCAGCGCUCUCAAGAAGGCACUGGCCAUAAUGGAGGUGGCUCACGGGAAGGAUCACUUCUAUCUGACAGAGUUGCGCAAAGAGAUGGCACAAAAAUGAAGAGAGGGCAAAGAACUAAUGUAACAUGGGUGAUCCCUAUGGACUGCAUGCACUCCUUUGAUUAGGAGCUUUACAGAACUAUAGGCACUUUCUACUAUUUUUGCUAUUGAAACAAAGAUAGAGAACAUUCAUGGUUUAAUGCAGCUAUUUAUUUUUGAGAUUUAACUUUUUAACUGUCAGCUUUUUCCUGUUAUGGAUACAACAACUUUAGUUUGUUGCAUGCAUAAUAAUUUUGUAGCAUGAAUUUAAUGUUCAACUGUGUUUGAAAAUCUGUCAUUUUGAAAGGUGCUUUUGAGAAGCUCUUUUUCAAGUUAUGAAUGUUUUCCUGUUUGUUUUGGCUUGUGACUGACACGUCAGCUGGACCUGUCAUCCAUUAGUGUCGAGUUGUUUACAUAUGUAUGCAAGGGGUCAACGCAAGAAAAUCCCUGUCCACCAAUCAGGACAGUGGCUUUGCCACCAGGGGCCUAUUAAAACAGCAGAUUGUGCCAUUUCACAAUGAAGGGCUGGGAUAGAGUGCUGUGUUUGCAUUAACACCUUGUGUGACUGCUCUGUGCUAAUUAAUGUCAUCAGC
Messenger RNA from Thunnus maccoyii (southern bluefin tuna), 2299 nucleotides. Its product is annotated as N-lysine methyltransferase SMYD2-B-like. NCBI's taxonomy places the organism in Eukaryota, Metazoa, Chordata, Actinopteri, Scombriformes, Scombridae. The coding region runs from base 430 to 1728 and encodes 432 amino acids. Gene Ontology annotation, molecular function: protein binding. The transcript has 12 exons. Gene Ontology annotation, cellular component: nucleus. The record is from RefSeq and is a predicted model, not a curated record.